AAGCCAUGAGAAGGCGUUGUGACAUCGUGUGGAGAUAUAAUUUCCGUGCGACGUGGUAAACCGCGGAAAAUGGCCAUGCCCCACGCCAGGCGCACCCACACGCCUACCACCCUGAAAUUAAGCGUCUAAACGGCCACGGGCAUAAACAACGGCCGACCCGGAUCCACGGCAGAAUGUGAACGGCCUUUGUCCAUCCCUGUGCCCAGUGACCCAGUGGAAUCGGAGGCUCCCGUGGGCGUUCAUCGGAGGUUCAAACACCCUGGACUGCGACCCACGUCGGGGCGAGGCGUAUGGAAAACAGCCCGGAUCGGAGGCCCCCACCAACCCCGGCAAGUGAACAUGUCGCGGGAGGUAACGGCAUGCACGAUCUAGGGCAUUGUUCGGAGUGGGGGCUACUUCCGAACAUUUCUUCGGCCAGGAACAACCUUCUUCAGUCAGACUCAAGACCUUGUGAUAAGUGCAGUCCAGGAGUAUCUCAGCUGUUUUACGACAAAGGUGCUCCACCGACACGUAGAGAACGCCACCACGAAUACCCUAAGGAAAUGAAGCGGAGUCUACGAUCGAUUAUCCUGGUCCUUUUGGUCAGCGCGGGAUGCAUGGGACAGGACAUCACUUCGGCGGGCGAGGUGCUGGCCGAGUGUGACCCCGAAUUGCUGGGAUUCGAACUGGUCACCGGUUAUGUGUUCACCGCCCCAGACGAUCUCCUAGACUCGAUACCCGGAACGCUUAUGCUCACCGACUGCCUGGAGGCCUGCCACGCAAACGAAUCUUGCCAUUCCGUCAACUACGAGACUGGACUCUGCGUCCUGUUCGCCUCUAACGCGGACAACUAUCCGGGAGCGCUGACCAAGUCCCAGUUCCCAGUGUUCACAAUCUACGCCCAGAAGAUUUGCCUCGGUGUGAAACCGUGCGAGAAGGCGUGGUGCUUCGACAGGGUGCAGGGGUACAAACUGCAGGGUUUCUCCAAAAAGAAGCACCCGGCCAGCUCGCGCCAAGAAUGCCUGGAGAUGUGCCUUGGCGAGAGAGAAUUCACUUGCCGAUCUGCCAACUACAAUAAUGGAAGUGGUGAAUGCGAUAUGUCAGAAAUGGACAGGCUGACAGUCGCCGGCUCUGGGGCGUUUGUUUCUGGCCAAGGGUAUGACUACCUUGAAAAUAACUGCGUUGAAGAACCAGUCAAACUGUGCGAAUUCAAAAAGCUAAGUGGAAGAAUCUUGAAGACUGUCGAUUCUGUCUAUCAAGAAGUAGACUCUCUUGAGGAAUGCAAAGAUCUCUGUCUCAACUCUCCGUUUAGAUGCCAUUCUUAUGAUUAUGGAGACACUGGCGAAUCCGUAUGUCGUCUAAGCCACCACUCCAGGGCCACUCUUGCAGAUAUUCAAGAUCCUUAUUUGGAUGUUCCUGAGGCAUCAACUUAUGAACUGUCAGCCUGUUACAAUGUCAGUAUUGACUGCCGCUCAGGAGACAUGGUCGCCAGGAUUAAGACGAGCAAACUUUUCAAUGGAAAGAUCUAUGCUAAAGGAAGCCCGAACUCCUGCGUUUCAGAUGUUAAGGCCAGUCUGGACUUUGAACUGCACAUGGCCUAUGAUGACAUCGAGUGUAAUGUUAAACACCAGGGCUUAGGUCGUUACAUGAACGACGUGGUAAUCCAGCACCAUGACACAAUUGUCACCUCUUCAGAUCUUGGUCUUGCUGUUACUUGCCAGUAUGAUCUAACGAACAAGUCCGUUUCGAACGAAGUGGACCUCGGUGUCCAGGGAGACGUCAGGCCAGCUCUUACAGAAGAAGUUAUAGUAGACUCGCCCAAUGUCGCUAUGAAGAUCACAGACAGAAGAGGAGAAGAGACUUUGCCUUCGGCCCAAGUUGGAGACCCGUUGGCACUCAAAUUUGAAAUUCUAGACAAGAAUUCGCCCUAUGAAAUAUUUGUCAGAGAGCUUGUGGCUAUGGACGGCAUUGAUAGCAGCGAAAUAGUACUCAUCGACUCUGAUGGAUGCCCUACUGACCACUUUAUCAUGGGACCUCUUUAUAAAUCUGCCGAUUCCGGGAAGGUUCUCUUGUCAUACUUUGAUGCUUUUAAAUUCCCAUCUUCUGAGGUUGUGCAAUUCCGAGCCCUUGUCACUCCUUGCAUGCCAACAUGCGAACCUGUACAGUGUGACCAAGAGGAUGCAUCGGGUGAGCUGAGAUCUGUCAAUUCAUUCGGAAAGAGGAGGCGAAGGAGGAGAAGCACCGAACCCAGAGAGGACCUCCUGCUUGUACAGAGCAUUCAAAUUACUGAUAAAUUUGGAUUCAACAAACGAAACUCGUCCCAAUCGAAAGAACCUUCGACAGUGUUUAUGGCGAGCACAAAUGGAUCUCAGAGCGAGUACUGCCUCAACCUAGCUGGACUCAUCAUUUCAACGGUUGUAUUCUUGGGCGUUCAGAUGGCUAUAAUAGUCGCAUGGGUUUUCGUUUGGUCUAGAAAAAGACAAUCAAAGAUGUACCAUGACUCAACCUCAACAAUCAGCAUCCCAGCAAGAACAGACAGUCUUUGUAAACUUUAUGACACAGGCUAUGCCAGGAGAUUCUAGUGCCAUCCAAAAUACCGUUGUCAUUAGUCUAGGAAUCUUUUAAUACAUAAAUUAUAAAAACAAAUCCACAAAACAGUUCGGGACAAUACAGGUAAUUUAAAAAUGCUGUUUGUAAAUAAAAGGUUUUAUGCAGUGUCCUUUCUUAAAAAAAAAAAAAUUUAAAUGAACUAAGUAUUGAUCCAAACAAUAUAGGUUUAGUGAAAAUUCUCUUAGAUUAAGUAUAGGUUUCUCUUGAAAAUAUGUAAUGUAAAAUUGUUAAUUAAAACAGAUCAUUACUUAGUACUUUAGGUUAGUUCACUGCAUAAUAAACCAAUUAAAUUAAAGGAAGGGUCUUGACAAUUGGUCAUUUGUGCAUUAAUUUCUUAAUAUUGCAGUUUCAUGAAUGCCAAACCCUACCGAUAAUUUGGUUCCGGUGGUAGAUUUUUAAAGAAUGCCAAGACUUAAAACUAUUUAACUUAAUUAUUUUUAUACUAUGUCUGUGAAAAUUAAUUAAGCUUUUAAUUUUUUUAUUAAAUGUAACUGGAGGCAAGGAUAACUUUUGAACAAAUAUUUUAGAGAGUCUGUGAUGUGUGAAUGUCCUUUUAUAAUGCUUUUUUUUUAAUAUUGAAAUUCUAUUUAAUGGUUCGAUUCUUGUCCUUGUCUCAAAAUGGUCCAGACCAAAAUGAAACUUUUGACUGAGACUACAUAACCCUGUUUCUAUUUAUUGCAAUAAUUAGUUAAUUAUUUAUUUAGGACAAAAUUCAAUUUUUUAUACAAAUGUACUCUUUUUUACUACUUGACUAUGUAAGUAAUAAUAAAA
Molecule: messenger RNA, 3360 nt
Organism: Cimex lectularius (bed bug)
Lineage: Eukaryota; Metazoa; Arthropoda; Insecta; Hemiptera; Cimicidae
Gene: neo
Exons: 6
Coding region: 291-2561 (756 amino acids)
Source: RefSeq, a predicted model, not a curated record